Messenger RNA from Oreochromis aureus, 715 nucleotides. RefSeq names its product E3 ubiquitin-protein ligase TRIM17-like. The record is from RefSeq and is a predicted model, not a curated record. The annotation marks the transcript as partial. Gene Ontology annotation, molecular function: zinc ion binding. The transcript has 2 exons. Lineage: Eukaryota; Metazoa; Chordata; Actinopteri; Cichliformes; Cichlidae.
AGUUUGAGCAAAAACACGACUCAAAGGAAGUUUCAGUGAAGGUCGUAGAAGAGGGAGGGGAGCCAGGACUGACUGUACUUCCUGUCUGCUGUUUUCAGCUUCACUCACAGACUCAAUGGCUUCCAGAUCAGAGGAGGAUCUCUGCUGUCCGGUCUGUCAGGAGGUUUUCAGAGAUCCUGUUCUUCUGUCAUGUAGCCACAGCUUCUGUAAAGACUGUCUGAAGACAUGGUGGGAAAAGAGAACAACACAUGAGUGUCCAGUUUGUAACAGAAGAUCUUCAAGGGAUGAACCACCUUUAAACCGAGCUUUAAAGAACCUGUGUGAGUCAAUCUUACAGGAGAGAGAUCAGAGAGCUUCAGAGGCUCUCUGCAGUCUGCACUCUGAGAAACUCAAACUCUUCUGUCUGGACCAUCAGCAGCCAGUGUGUGUCGUCUGCAGAGACUCAGAAAAUCACACCAAUCACAGAUUCAGACCCAUCGAUGAAGCUGCACAACAACACAAGAAGACACUUCAGGAAACUCUGGAGCCCUUAAAGAAGAAGUUAAAGGUUUGCAAAGAAGUUCAAGUGAAGUUUGGUCAAACAGCAGAACACAUUAAGGUCCAGGCCCGACACACAGAGAGGCAGAUUAAGGAGCAGUUUAAGAAGCUUCAGCAGUUUCUAGCAGAGGAAGAGGAGGCCAGGCUGGCUGCACUGAGGGAGGAAGAGGAGCAGAAG